GUCUUACUCGAUGGACAAAGUCGAAGGUGUCGUUACGAGGUCUUGCAGGUCACUGUCCAGGGCUUCCAGGACAAGGUCCAGGGUGGACUCGUCGCCCCCAUGGGGUCUGGCCGGUUCGCGGUCAAGAAGCUGACGUUUGACGUCUUCAAGGGCCUGGCCGACGGCUUCCACGUCCAGGUCUUGACGGUCGACCUUCGGGCUCGUGUGCCAUUCGUGGACGACAACUUCGUGACCGUGUGCACCUUGGCCGACGACACGGUCAAGAGGCCUGUGGGUCUGAUGCUUUCCAAGAAUGUCAUCGGCCAGGACGUGGACCACGAGGACCCGGACUUGGAGCUUCUCUUUCCUAUCACACCCGCCAUCUGUAUGCUGGCUUGGAUUUGUGCGGACCGGGCACAAAGCACCUCCGUCCAGCUCCAGGUCUUGGCCUUGCACAAGUGGCCUGAGGACUUGCUCCUCUACAACCACAAAGUCUCGCCGUUGCUGGACUUCUGGACUGGCAACGGUGGGCAGCUGCAGGAGAUGCAGAUCAUCACGGCCGAGGUCAAACACAGUGUCAUCGGGGUCAUGUCUCUCGCCCAGAAGGUCACUCAGCUGCUGGAGGAG
Molecule: messenger RNA, 606 nt
Organism: Symbiodinium sp. CCMP2456
Lineage: Eukaryota; Dinophyceae; Suessiales; Symbiodiniaceae
Source: the annotation of a GenBank genome assembly